This is a messenger RNA of Drosophila obscura, 648 nucleotides long. Its product is annotated as protein G12. The transcript is spliced from 2 exons. The coding region runs from base 1 to 648 and encodes 215 amino acids. Lineage: Eukaryota; Metazoa; Arthropoda; Insecta; Diptera; Drosophilidae. The record is from RefSeq and is a predicted model, not a curated record.
AUGGCUUUCUUUGGCCACGUUCCGAUUGCUAUCUUUUUGCUUGGUGUAAUCUUUAGUUGCGCCCCAACCUUUGCCGAUUUACGUGCAGAUCUGCGGGAUUUUGUGGCUAUUGCGCCGCGUCGACGCAUCGGUUAUAUAGCCGCCAGAUACUAUAUCUUCGAUCCGAGAUUCCGCCAGGCCGUGGGAUUUUUGCGCAGCGAUGAAUUCCUAAAGACUUGGCAGGAGGUGCGUGCUGCUCCUGAUGUGGCAGCACUCAUCGAUUACCUCAACGAAUACGGAUCGGGCUAUGAGGUGACCAGCCUUGUGGACAAUCUCCCCCAGCGACUGCGCAACUUUCAGCUGUCGCGCACUGUGCCCGUGGAGAUGAUGCUGCACCGUGAUCUAACCACAUUCCUACGCGAAGCGGUUCAAACUCUGCCACGGGCCAAGGUCUAUGCUCUGAUGUCGCAAAAGGUGCGUCAGGGCGGAGAUUUCGCCAAAUUCUACAAGGCCCUCAGGGACAAGCAGUUCAAGACUCUGGUGGACAGAGCAAGGAAUUCCAGUGACCUGCUAGCUCCACUGAAAAGAUUGAAAGCAGAGAACAUCAAUGUCGAUGAGAUUAUUCAAAUAUUGUUUGAAAUAAUCAAUUGGGGUCCCCAGAAUCCAUAG